Molecule: messenger RNA, 2169 nt
Organism: Macaca mulatta (Rhesus monkey)
Lineage: Eukaryota; Metazoa; Chordata; Mammalia; Primates; Cercopithecidae
Gene: ZNF835
Product: zinc finger protein 835
Biological process (GO): regulation of immune system process; negative regulation of transcription by RNA polymerase II; regulation of cytokine production
Cellular component (GO): nucleoplasm
Molecular function (GO): RNA polymerase II cis-regulatory region sequence-specific DNA binding; DNA-binding transcription repressor activity, RNA polymerase II-specific
Source: RefSeq, a predicted model, not a curated record
AGCCGGGCAGGCCUGAUGCGCAGGCGCAGUCCACCCGGGCCUGGAGCGCUGGCCACUCCGCAGCGGCAGAAGUCUCGACCUUCGCUCCUCUAAGGAAGGAGGCCCCAGGGUCUGUGUUGGCCCAGGAGGACCCGAGACUGAGUAGAAGCGGAGCCGACUCCACCAGGCUGGGAGGGGGCCGGCCAGCGCGUUCGGAGGCGAUCCCGGGAGGCGAAAGUAACGACCCAGAGAAGAGAUGUGAGAUUGACAGCAGCCCAGGGAUCGAGGAUGGAAGGACUCUUGGGCGUCGCCCUCCAGGGCGCAGAGUUGGAAGGAAACUGGAAACGCGAGGGCCGGCUUGAGGACCUGCAGGAAAACCGGGAAAGCUGUCCAGCGCCAGAGGCCGUGGCCUGCAAGGGAGACCCUGCCGGGGACGACAUCCGGGAACGCGAUGAAUUCAGCCGAAUCCCAAGAACCAUAUCGAACCCUGCUGCUACCCAAGCCAGUGUCCCCGAUGACAGCAGGCCCCAGAGGUGCAGUGCGCCCGGGAAGAGCCCGAAGCAGAGGCAUCCUGACAGCCGCCAGCGGGAGAGAGGUGGCGGCCCCAAGAAGCCGUGGAAAUGCGGGGACUGCGGGAAGGCCUUCAGCUACUGUUCGGCGUUCAUCCUGCACCAGCGAAUCCACACCGGGGAGAAGCCGUUCGCGUGCCCCGAGUGCGGCAAGGCCUUCAGCCAGAGCGUGCACCUGACCCUGCACCAGCGCACGCACACGGGCGAGAAGCCCUACGCGUGCCACGAGUGUGGCAAGGCCUUCAGCCAGGGCUCGUACCUGGCGUCCCACUGGCGCACGCACACGGGCGAGAAGCCGCACCGCUGCGCCGACUGCGGCAAGGCCUUCACGCGCGUCACGCACCUGACCCAGCACCGGCGCGUGCACACGGGCGAGCGGCCCUACGCUUGCGCCCAGUGCGCCAAGGCGUUCCGCAACCGCUCCUCCCUGAUCGAGCACCAGCGCAUCCACACCGGCGAGAAGCCCUACGAGUGCGCCGCGUGCGCCAAGACCUUCCGCUUCUCCUCGGCGCUCAUCCGCCACCAGCGCAUCCACACGGAAGAGAAGCCCUACAGCUGCGGCCAGUGCGCCAAGGCCUUCACGCAGAUCGCGCACCUGACCCAGCACCGGCGCGUGCACACGGGCGAGAAGCCCUACACGUGCCAGGACUGCGGCGCGCUCUUCAGCCAGAGCGCCUCUCUGGCCGAGCACCGGCGCAUCCACACGGGCGAGAAGCCCUACGCGUGCGGCCAGUGCGCCAAGGCCUUCACCCAGGUGUCGCACCUGACGCAGCACCAGCGCACGCACACCGGAGAGCGGCCCUACCCCUGCCACGACUGCGGCAAGAGCUUCAGCAACCGCUCCCACCUCCUCCAGCACCGCCUCGUGCACACCGGUGAGCGGCCCUACAGGUGCCUGCAGUGCGGGGCCGCCUUCAGCCACGUGUCCUCGCUCAUCGAGCACCAGAAGAUCCACACCGGGGAGCGGCCCUACAAGUGCAGCGAGUGCGGCAAGGCCUUCAGCCAGGGCUCCUCGCUCACCCUGCACCAGCGCACGCACACGGGCGAGCGGCCCUACGCCUGCCCCGAGUGCGGCAAGGCCUUCAGCAACCGCUCCUACCUGAUCCAGCACCACAUCGUGCACACCGGGGAGAAGCCCUACGAGUGCAGCGGCUGCGGGAAGGCCUUCAGCUUCUCCUCCGCUCUCAUCCGACACCAGAGGACGCAUGCAGACAGUGCGGGACGCCUUUGCCCAGCUCCUACGCCUGACUCAACACCUGGGCUCUCACAGGGAGAAGCCUGUUAACAGGGGUGCCCUAGCAGAAAUCCGCGUGGACCAGAAGCGGAUUAAGAGCUGAGGUUAACUGGGGCCGUGUACACCAGGCGCUGCACUACUGCAUGCCUCCUUUCCUACCUCACAAUGCUGUGGGGGAGAUACUGUGUUAUCCCCAAUGCUUCCUGUGAGGAAACCGAGGCUCAGAGAAGCUUGUUCACUUGCCUGAGGGCACACAGUGGGGAAGACACAGGGCUGGGACUGUACCUCAGUCCCAGAUACCUCAGUCUGUAUCUGCCAGACUCCCCUGGGGUCUCCCUGGUGCAAAAUUAUAAAUGGGGCACAGGCAAGUAGACCUGCAGAAACACC